Molecule: messenger RNA, 4110 nt
Organism: Crotalus tigris (Tiger rattlesnake)
Lineage: Eukaryota; Metazoa; Chordata; Lepidosauria; Squamata; Viperidae
Gene: ACADM
Product: acyl-CoA dehydrogenase medium chain
Exons: 12
Coding region: 123-1391 (422 amino acids)
Biological process (GO): medium-chain fatty acid catabolic process; fatty acid beta-oxidation
Cellular component (GO): mitochondrion
Molecular function (GO): medium-chain fatty acyl-CoA dehydrogenase activity; flavin adenine dinucleotide binding
Source: RefSeq, a predicted model, not a curated record
ACUUCACCCGCCCCUCUCCCGCCCCCCGCUGGAGGCGGGCCUAGGCUUUGGCGUUUCAUCCGUGCGAAUUUCAGUCACGGCCCGUCGCGUUCGCUGAGGAAGAGAACAGGAAAGGCUUUGUCAUGGCUGCAUUGAGAGCCUCUCGGGCUGUGCGAAGCAUCGUUGCUUGUGGCUUGAAAGCACAAUCCAGUCAUGCUGCUGCAACAUCACCAAAAAGCAAAUCUGCUGCUGGUUAUAGCUUUGAACUUACUGAUGAACAGAAAGAAUUUCAAGCUACAGCUCGUAAAUUUGCUAGAGAAGAAAUCAUACCUGUUGCUUCUCACUAUGACAGAACUGGAGAGUAUCCUGUUCCUAUCAUUAAAAGGGCAUGGGAGCUUGGUUUGAUGAAUUCACACAUACCAGAAAGUUGUGGUGGUCUUAACCUUGGUACUUUUGAUACCUGCCUUAUUACUGAAGAAUUGGCUUAUGGAUGUACAGGAGUUCAGACAGCUAUUGAGGCAAAUUCCCUAGGUCAAAUGCCAGUCAUAAUUGCAGGAAAUGAGCAACAGCAAAAAAAAUAUUUAGGAAGAAUGACUGAAGAGCCCUUAAUGUGUGCAUAUUGUGUAACAGAACCUGGUGCAGGCUCUGAUGUAGCAGGUAUAAAGACAAGAGCUGAAAGGAAAGGAGAUGAAUAUAUUAUUAAUGGACAAAAAAUGUGGAUCACCAAUGGUGGCAAGGCUAAUUGGUAUUUUUUAUUGGCACGUUCCGAUCCUGAUCCAAAAGCUCCUGCAAGUAAAGCUUUUACAGGAUUUAUUGUGGAAGCUGACAGCCCUGGAAUACAGAUUGGAAGAAAGGAGCUUAACAUGGGCCAGCGCUGUUCAGAUACGAGAGGGAUUGUUUUUGAGGAUGUAAGAAUACCCAAAGAAAAUGUACUUAUGGGUGAAGGAGCUGGCUUUAAAAUUGCCAUGGGAGCAUUUGAUAAAACAAGGCCUCCAGUAGCAGCUGGUGCUGUUGGAUUAGCACAGAGAGCUUUGGAUGAAGCUACAAAAUAUGCUAUGGAAAGAAAAACCUUUGGGAAGGUCAUUGCAGAGCACCAAGCAGUGUCCUUCAUGUUGGCUGAAAUGGCACUGAAAGUGGAACUGUCUCGCCUGGCCUACCAGAGGGCAGCAUGGGAGAUAGAUGCUGGUCGUAGAAAUACCUAUUUUGCCUCUAUAGCAAAGGCAUAUGCUGGAGACAUUGCAAAUCAAGUAGCUUCUGAUGCUGUCCAGAUUUUCGGAGGAAAUGGAUUCAAUAGUGAAUAUCCAGUAGAGAAACUAAUGAGAGACGCAAAAAUAUACCAGAUUUAUGAAGGAACAGCUCAAAUUCAGAGAAUAAUUAUAGUUCGUGAACAUAUUGGCAGGUUUAAAGCUUGAGAAUGUACAUUAGCUUGAUUUACAAAUGUUGGGCUUUUUUUUUUUCCUGGUGCUUUACUUUUCAUGUUGAACGAAAAUGGCAUCAAUAGUAAUAUUGUCAAAACCUAAUACAUGAAAAAGCCAGCCACUUAAUUUCUGGAACUAUUCAAGAUAUUUUAUAUUUUUGUUCAACUUUAUCAUGACAUGUUUGUCUCUGUUGUCUGAAAUCUCUGUAGUAUAUUUAAGUGCCUUGGAUUUCUGUAAUUGAACAGGUCCCUGACAUGAAGAAUUCAAUAUAAAAUUGAAACCUGGGAGCCAUGUGUAAAUUAGAUGUUGUUAGGUUUGCAUUGCAACAAUUACUACAUAUUAUAUAUUGAUUACAAGAUUUAAAAUAGUUUUGUAGAUAAAUUAUUUUGCCUGCAGUUGGAUUCAUAAAGAAUAUAGAAGAGUUACUUUUGUUUUACAGAGCAGAAUGAAAUUUAAUGAAAGCUCCUUGCUGAAAGAUGCCCCCCCAAAAAAGUAUCCCAAUUUCCUUUCCCAUGCCUUAACUCCACUGAUUGGAAUGCACUUCAACACUCUAUGAUAAAUUUUUGAGCAUGUUGUCAAGGAAGAAGAGAGACAUAUAUGGCAAUGGUGCCUUAAAUGUUAUGGUAUUCCUUGAUAGGUACUCCUUGACCUAUGACCAUUCAAUCAACAAUUCCAAGUUACACUGGCACUGAAUGAGUGGUGGUUACAACCAGUUCUUGGAAUUCUGGCCAUCCCAGGUUCCCGGUAGUCAUGUGAUUACAAUCUGGGUGCUUGACAACCAAUUCACACUUAACAGCUAAUUGAUAUGCAUCCCACAAUCACAUGAUUGCCACCUGCAGUCUUCCCUGCCAACUUUCCCAGAAGGCCAGUGGGGAAGCUAGGAGAAAAGAUUGCAAGUUGCUGGGGCAAGUGUUUCCUAUCACAUACCGUCUCCUAGCCUCUAUGCACUCACUUUGCAUUAGCACUCAGCCUUCAGAUCUACGCACACAUUACUGACCUGCAUGGCACUUUGUGCAUUCUCACCAAUCCUCACAGCAUCUCUCACAUACUUUUUCCUGACCCAUGCAGCAUUCUUCAAGCACCCCUUUACAUCGCAUCAUUUGAGAAUGCAAAUUCCUGUCACAAUUCCUGUUGUAAGGACUAUUUGUGGUCAGAUAUGAUAAACAGCCAUGCAAUCCAAUUUUUCCCCUAAUAAUUUUAUUAUAUUUGCAAUAUUCUAAUGAGCGGUAAUUCAAAUUACUAGUACAAAAUUCUAUAUGCUUAAAUGGGAACUUUUUUUUAUAAUGGAUGUAUAUAGUUAUUUUGGUAUUGAAACUGAGACAGCUGAUUCACAUUAAUCCUUAUCUGCACUGAAAUAUGUUAAACUGUCUUACCCCAAAGAGUCUGAGUUUAUUUAAAUAGCAAAACCAAAUGGAAAAGUUAAAAAAAAAAAAACACCUUUAGGUCAUGUUCCUGAUUUUAUUUCCCCAAUAAAACAUUAUUUGCUAAUGAAAUGUUUUUUUCUUCUCUCGCACCUUGCACACCCCCUAGAUCAGGCAUGUCAAACUUGCGACGUAUCGUGACUUUUUCCCCAUUGCCAGCACUGGGGUGGGUGCAGUUUCAGUAUGAUGCAUCUGACCCGUGGGCUGGCAGUUUGACAUGCCUACUCUAGAUCUACUUUAAGGGUCUUCAUUUACUUUUGACAAAAGUGACAGGAACCCCCAUCAUAGCAGGGAAAAUCUGCUAAAAUAAUAUUAGAUUUAUAACAGAAAGAUUAAUGUUUGUAUGUGUAAGUUAUGCUUGCAGAACUAUACAAGCACGGAAAGGAUUUACCCACAUAACGUCUUUACCUCUAGUCUGGAACUGCCUGCUUACUGUUCAUUGAGUACAUUAGCACAGCAAUCUAUCACUGGGUUAAGGUUAUUUUGAAGAAGACUGCCAUUGUUUUCUUUUGGAAAAUGCAAGAAAACCUCCUGUCUGAAUAAUUUUUGUGCAGUACUACCUCUCACCUAUUGCAUUUAGCCAUAGGGUUGUCUACCUGGAGAAGUAACUGUUGCUGAAAGGGUCAGACACCUCUUUUGUUUAGCUUUUCCUUCCGUUGGUGGGGGUUCAGUCUGGGGAAUAUGAACCUUGUGGAAUACCUCAUUAUUUUGAUCAAAAUGCAGCACACAACACAGAUUGUCACCCAGAUCUGAGAAGCACCCAGGCUAAAUGCAGAUCUUCAGCUUCCCUCUUUUUAUUGGUUAUGUCUGUACUACCAACAAAGCCAUCAUUCGUACCCCAAUAGCAGCAACUAUUGUUGUGAGGACAGCAACACUGAAGACCUUGUUGUGGAGCCAAAAUAAGGGACAGAGUCAAGUCAUUUUCAGAUGAUAUACUUUUCUCCCUUUCCAGAGUAGGAGGAAGAUACAGUGGAGUCCAAGUGCUUCAAAAAAUAAUUUUGUCACCUUUUCCAGGCUGAUGACUAUUAGCAGUUGUUUUCAAAGAUCCUCAGAAUUUUUUUCCAGCUGUUACACACUUUCAUAUAUCUGCCUUGUGAAUAUCUCACUGAUAAUGAAGAACUUGAAUCUGUUCUUGAACUAAGGCAGGACCUCCCGCAUUCACACCUGAUUAUCAUCCCGUUAAUUGAAACACCUAACUAAUUUCACCAUCAAAUGAGGGUGAGAUUCAUAUACUUGUGCCACACAGAAAUAUGUAUCUUUGGAUCAUUUUCCUCAAUAAAUUAACAAGUGUG